UAAUAUUCAAACAAUCUAGCCUCAGUGAGUCCAGUGCUACCAAUUACGUAGAAAGCCGGUCAUGUCAAAUUUCACUUGUUGUGAGGAAAGUUAUGGCUGCCGGUCGUUGGGUGAUCAAGAUUUUUUCGCUGUUGUAAACCAGAGGUUAGAUGGUUUCUACUUUUGAAUGUCAUUUCUGAUCGUAGUGUGUAGUUCAGGAUUUUCAAUUCUAUUGUUUGGUGACUUCAUUCAAACCAUCGAUUAUCAUUCACGGUAUGGCCAAAUCAACUCAACUCGUCUAAAAAUUGAUAAUCCUGGUUCAGAGAAGAUAAAAGAAAGUCCUAAAGACUUGGAAGGUUCAGAGCAAUGGAAAAGAAGAUUCGUGAGCCAUACGACCUUCGAUCGAGAGAGUGGAAAUUAAGCGACAAGCUACACACCGAUAUCAGAGAUCUCUCAUGUAAAGUGACGGUGAAAGUACCCGGCGCUCAAUCAGUUGCUCCUAUUGCUAACAAGUUGGUGGACUUUCAAAGGCAAAUCGUAGCGCAGGAAAGGGCUGUUAAAGGCGUGGACGAGAGAGAAGAGAAAGAAUUUCUUUGUUCACUAUGCGGAUGUUUUUACAUCGAGCCGGUUACGCUGAACUGUGGACAUACGUUAUGCAAGACAUGUAUUAUUCCAGUCGGCGAAAUUUCUGUGUCAGCUGUCUACUGUAAACUGUGCGGCUCUAAAAAUUAUGAAAAUAAUCUAUCGAUAAAUGUCCUAGUCUCACAAUUGAUUCAAAAAUGGUUCCCCGACGAGUAUGAACGAGAAGUGAAGCAGUUAGUGGAAAUCGUUCGGCGUGAACCACAGGGUAACCAGCAAAAAAUCGUUGAAAGAGUGUCGGACGUCCUAAACAAGUCUCCAAAACAGGUGACGGCUUUAAAAUUGCGAAGCCAUGCCUUCUUACAGAUGGGGCUAUACAAAAAGGCCCUGGAAGAUGUCGACCUUGCUUGUGAUUUACGACCCUUUCUUUCGAGCGUUUUUCAUCAGAGGGGAGUGGUGUUGAUGAAAGUGGGAGACUACCACGCUGCUUCAAGUAGUUUUUCGCGCGCCUUAGCACUAGAUCCUAUGGUAGACCCGCGGUUUCGGUCAGAAUUGCUCACCUGUCUGACUCAUACGCUGGAUUCUGAACGAGCUGACCCACGCAGAAAGCUUUUACCUGAUGACCAUUUGGGAGAUUUAACCCGAAACAGUGCAUGUCAGAGCCCUCACACAGACAAGACAAAUGAUCACUCUCUUAAACACAGUUUUCUUCAAAAAGGAUCUUCCUUAAAGCGUCCUAUUGAAGACACUUCUGAUAGUUGUUCCCUCUGCUCUCGAGAAUGGAGAUCCAAGUAUUUCAAAUCUUCGACAGAGCUCAUUUCGAAUUCUACUAAACUUUGUGAGGCUAAUGCCGUGAGGGAGCUUGAAGAUCUGGAAUGCAAAGUCUGUUAUAACAUUCUGUAUGAACCAGUCACUACAACCUGUGGACACACCUUCUGCAGAACAUGCUUACAAAGAGGGCUCGAUUACAGAUCAGAAUGCCCAUGCUGUCGUCGUGCCCUCAACUGCGGAGUUGAAAGGAACACUAAAGUUAAUGUGAUCAUUAAAGAGACCGUGAAGAAAUUCUUUGCUGACGAAUACGCUGAAAGAGAGAAGAGCUUCAUAGAAGAAAAGUCACGUUGGAAGGGGUGAGUUUUUUUUUUUUUUUUUUCAAAUAAAGCAGCCUUACACCUCCUCUGCUCUUAGCUAAAUUUGUUCGCUUUCACUUCGCGCCCUACCCUCGGCUGGAGCUCUCACGCUUCUCGCCUAGAGGGCUCGAUUAUCGCAUUUCUCACGCUUCGCGCGUUUCUUAGGAGAAACAGAAAGGCCUGUUACAAAGAAUAGCCCGGAAACUGUUUCUUGAAAUAUGUGGGUUACCUCGGAUUGUCAUAAAAAUGUGUCUUGAUUCUCCCUAAGUCAUAAAUUUUAUUUGUUUCAUGAUUCUGUCAGGAAGUGCUUAGUGACAGUGGAAAGUGAAAGCAAAAUUCUCGUGAAUUAUGUAACAUUUUUAACUUCCUCACCCGGCUUUUCUACCAUGAUUUUAAAAACACGUGUUUCAAAACGUGGGAAAAUUACUAUUGCUAUGGCACGUUUGAUUUUGGACGUGGAACCUCGAUGAAAAAUACCACUUUAUGUAGUGUACUGUGAAAUGAUGUACAAGAACCAUGCAUGACGAGGCCAAACAACAGCUUUGAAGGAGACUGUGCCUUCUCUAACUAUCGCUCAUGGUGUAGAUGUUUCGUGAUGUUUGAGCUUAAUUCGAGACAUUUGAUUUUGUUUGUAUUACAAAAUAAUCAAACUAGAGGAGGAAAGCUUGACUUAACGUAAGUUUCUUUGGAAGUUUUGUCUGAGAUUUAAUCGAAGUAGUUUCAACGUGAUCCGUGAAGUGUUAACUGCUCCCUGAUCAGCCUGGCUUCAGCUGAAUUUAACGAAACUACUGAUCUUCCGUUUUUAAAGAUAAACGUUCAGAGUUUUAGGCUAAUGUACAUGUGGCCUUCGGAAUAUUAAGAUAUUAAAUCGACGUAAAAAGUUUCAAAAUGAAUACUCUGUGUGGAAAUAAAGCUUUAGGCAGAAGCGCUUUCAGUAGUUAUCCUCGAAGUUAGAUGUUAACAUCUGCGAGUUUUAUGCUUACUGGCGAUGAAAUUUGUUAAAACCCGUAUCACACUGAGAAAUAUCUAUCGCAGAUGACACUACAUGGCAGGACGCACGCAAAGUCAAUACAGUGUUUUAUAAUCAGCCGCGGCAUAUUCAUUCAAUUUAUUACCAUCCUUUUCAAAAGCAGCAAUUGCAUUGCAAUCAAACUGCCAGAGAACUCUUUAUAAUCUUCCGUGUAAAAUAUAUUGAACUCUUUGUUUAGUGAUAGAAGUAUCCUAUUGUGUGAAAUCCUUGGCAGGAGCUUAUAUUUAACAAAAGAACGGAAACAUAAUUGUGCCGGCAAUACGAAUCCUCAAAUUGGUUAUGUAAUAUGUUCAAGGCUUCCGUAAGGUUAUGUAAUUUUCUAGUAAUCGAAAGCUAUUUCAAAAAUUACACCACAAUCUACAACGUUUACGUGAGAAAGGCAAGAUAUAUAGUAAUACAUAGCCCUUACUAGUGAGAAGAAUAAACGCUCUCACUGGAACCCAAUUAAGAUGCACAAAUUUAGUAGUGAUCAUGUUCGUUGUGGUGUGUCUUACUCUCAAAGCGAUUUCUUUUGUCUCCAUAAUUAAGGGAGAGUCUUAAACUUUUGAAUCGCAAAUAGUUCUGUAUUUUCUCGUGUUGUUAGAGACAAGGUAUCUCAGAGACGUUAAAUGAUGUGUAAAUUGAGUCGGAGGAUUUUUUUGGGAUGCUUUUCUGGCGUCUUUUUAAUAUUGAAAUCACUUUCAAUCGUUGACUUUUCAUCCUUUCCCUGCACUAAAACCCAACGGUCGACAGUGUUUCAACGAUAGGACGUCUUUUAAAUCUCCACAGACGAGCGACAUGUAAGUUAUUACACACAAGCUAGUCAACUUUAUUCAGUUAGUCCGACUGUGUAUUCGUGAGAGUGUUGUGUCGCAUUAGAUACCAUUCAGUGCCUCAUCAAGAACCAUCCUCGACUAGUUUAGAGACCAUAAUUUGUGUCAAAAUCUGUUUUAAACGGGCCGGAUCAUUGAUUUUGCGUUUUUAAAAAAAAUUGGCCUUUCUUUUUCAAGAUUGGCGUCUGCAAUCCGUGUCAAUGUUAUUUUAAGGUGGCAAGUUUCUAAAGAAACUGGUUCUGCUUCGCUAGGUGCUAUAACAAUUAAAUUUAGUUUUAUCAAUUGAGUUGAUCAUGUGAAUGGGCUACCCUAAAGAGUUUCUUAAACGGACGUUUCGAGUGUUACCCCUUCGUCUUUCGCUCUGACGAAAGGUCUGUAUUAGAGUCUCACCAGGAUGGCCAAUUUACAUUAAAUCAUUGGCAACGUUGUUGAAAAAAUCAAAUUAUUUUUUUAAAUUCCAACCCUUCCCCCCUUGCUCCUUUCAGGCUUAGCCUCUCCUGUGUUCCAGUUAAACUUCUACUGAAAGGUUUCCCAAAUUAAUGUCAAACUCAGCGCUUCUCAACUAUUUGAAAAUAUUUGCUCGACGUUGUCUUAUGAGGUCUUCGUGCAUAAACUCCCAGUGAAGCCAAUCGAGAGAAGCUGUAAGCUAGCUUUGCUUGGAUCUCCAUCCCUCUCGAACGAGUUAAAUUUCAUUAGUGAUGUUAUGUUUGAAUCUCGUUACAGAGUUGGUGUUAACGAAGAUAUAGAACUGCCUAUAUUUGUAUGUCUGUUGGCUUUUCCAAGUCUUAAAUACCCGCUCUAUAUCUUUGAACCGCGAUACCAGCUUAUGAUCCGUCGAUGCGUGGAGCUAGGUUCCCGGAUGUUCGGAAUGUGUGCUUUUUCUGAGGACCCAGACAAGGAAUUUUCUGAUUACGGAACUAUUUUGCGCAUUGAAAAUGUCAGUUUUCUGCCUGAUGGCCGCUCCAUCGUUGAAACUACGGCGGUGCGAAGAUUUCGUGUUGUCUCCCGAUCAACGACCGACGGUUAUAACACAGCGAAAAUAAAAUGGCUCGAAGACGAAAUUCCCAAAUCAUAUUCUGAAGAUCCAGACCUCCAGACGAUGAACGUCGACUGCUAUAGAACUUUAGAACUUUGGUUUACUCUUAUGACACCGUUACAACAGACAUGCGUAACAAACGCAAUAGGCUCCAUGCCAGCCAUUGAGGAACUAGUACCCAGCUCUAACGGUCCAUCCUGGCUGUGGUGGGGAUUGGCGGCUGUCCCACUGAAAGAUAAAGCUAAACUUAUCAUUCUGUCGAUGACGUCACUGGCUGAGCGGCUUCAAAGUCUUCGCCGCUUUUUAGAACUCUUGAUCGGGGUGAGAUUCGAGAAUUAGCGCCUGUGGAAUAUUGAGAACUUUUGAACUUUGCAUCUUUAAGUAGAUUGAUCUAAGUUAGGAUUCAAAUGGAGUAAAGUAGUUAUGAAAGUUUGAAAAAUACCCCACAGAAAUUCGGUCAGCUUUCAAGUAUAAACUACUUGGAAGCCAGUGAGAACAUUUUCACCAGUAAAAACGAAAAUAGAAAACUUCUAAGCCCCGCGAAGUUAAGUUAUCUCAAGCAUCCCUUUCUGGAGUUCAUUACUUUUUUACUUUUUACGCUUAAAACCCUUGAAGGACUAUAACAGAGAGUCCAUGGGAACCUGAGACAGCCCUCCCUUUCUUUUUUCCCCCCCCCCACCCCCGCUCCUUGAGAGUUACUUUGACUGACCUAACUUUCCAAAUAUUUCUUCAAGACAAUUCAAACAAUUCUGAAAAAGGGGAGGACUAGUUUUUUCGGUAGGUAGGGUAACCCUGUGAGUCAGGACACCUUUUUCUCAUAUAAAUGCUUCGGCUCGCCUUCCCAAGACGAGACGGUUCGAAUUAGUUUUGUAACCUGGCAAGCUGUCAUGAGAGAGACUGUUUAGGGGACGGCUGCUACAACUCAUAACGUUUUGUAAACUGUCCAUAAAGUUGUCUCGAUGAGGAGGGUUGUCUCAGCCACCUGAGACGAUAUAACAGGGUUAACUGAGAGGUAACCCAAAUCUUGUUAGGUGAUCUAAAAUUUGUGAUGUAUUUGUCUCUUACUUACUCUGUGAGAAUUCAGUGAUCAGUUUAUUUCCUUUAAGAAAAAUUUUCAUCAGAGUUAACUUCAGGGAAGAGAAUCCUUAAGUGUGGAUGGAUAUUUUAUAAUUUAUUUAUUUAUUUAUGAAUUUGCCCUAGCAGAUCAUAAGAGUUUACGAAUUUUUUCUUCACUUAAAUUUCAAGAGCGAAAUCGGUUCGUUGUUGCGCCUUGUUACUGCAUGACAUCGCUUUUGGUAUUCAGCCAAUUAGACGCAAAAGUAAGCGGACCCUUUACAUGCUGGUCAUACGAAUGGAUAGCUGCGUCAAAUUUUGCUUUGAAAUUUUAUUGUUAGUUUGUUGUGACUAGGAAUUCUGAUAACAGUGGUUUGAAUUGCAGACACUCCAUUUAAAUCUACUGUGUCAGAAAUUUUAGUCACCAAGUUUUGCAUGUUAGAUUGUAUUUAUAUUGACUGAAAAUUAGCAGAAAAUAAAAGGCAGAU
This is a messenger RNA of Pocillopora meandrina, 6104 nucleotides long. The record is from the annotation of a GenBank genome assembly. Lineage: Eukaryota; Metazoa; Cnidaria; Anthozoa; Scleractinia; Pocilloporidae.